UCGAGGCGGUGUGAUCCGGUGAAAGUGUCCUGUGAUAGUGGCAGUUGGAAUUUAAGAUAUAUGGAAUUUGGAUUGUGUUUGAUGUGAAAAAAAUGUGAGGAAAUUUAAACAUUUUCACGGAAAAACGGGAAUAAAGUUCUCAAUUGUGUCACGUUGAUGUAAAUCUGGAUUAAGUGGAUUUAAACAACGCAGCAUGAAUACCUUGGCGCAGAACAUCAGCCCAAUUCAUUCCAAUCUGGUGCGAUUGCAGGAAGGCACGACCGCAUCAUCCUUAGUCCUAGACUCACCGAGUUCAUCGAAAUCAUCCCCCACGACUGUUGUGCUGGCAGCCAGCGGGGGUGACAAUCGAACAAACGGCAGCACGCUGAUAGUCGGUGGCAGCAACAGCAGCGCCGACGAGACCCAAGCAAAUGACUUUCUCUCCACCUCACUGUCGUCGCCAGCGUCGGCGGCCUAUCUCCUGCAGCAUCACCACCACCACAUCCACCAUCAUCAUCCUCAUCAUGGCCAGCAACAGCAGCAGCUAAUACAACAGCAUCAGCAGCAACAACAGUUACAGCAGCAGGACCUUGUCCACAGUCAUCUCAGUAGUAAUGGCCAUCACCAGCAUCAUCAUGGGAACGGAAAUACCAGCGGCAACGCUACAGCUGGUCCAACCAACAGCAGUAAACGAAGCAUAGCUUCACCGCCCCCGUCGGUAUCCGGAACAAGCAUCACCACGUCGUCCUCGACCUCGUCCUCGACGUCGGCGUCGGUCACUACACUGUCCCAUGUGAACCCUUUUCACCACAGCGCUUCCUCGGCCCUGCACAAUGAUUACUACUCCGAGUAUCGGCUGGGGACCGAAUAUCGACUGAAUUCGCACCACCAUCAUCCGCAUCCGCGGGACCUAUGGACGGCAGCAGCGGCCGUGGCGAGCCAUGACGGCAUUCUGGAGGAGACCUGCGAUAGUUACGGCUUGAGGCAUUCGGGUAAAACCCUCAGAAACGAACGCUCGGCAUUCUUCGAUUUCGCGACAACCCCUUCGACGCACCCGGCAGCGGCCGCCGCCUACUGCUAUCGCCUGUCAACGCCACCCCAGCUGGUGAAACGCGAACCAAGCGACGUAACAGCAUGGCACACUUACUCGGAACGGAUGUUCACCGACCCACUGUACACCACUCUGAAACUUCAAAGCCAGCAGUCUUCCUCACCUCAACUAUCGCAGCACUCAAUCUUCCCCGAUUCUACAUCACAUCUUGCUUCGGCUCUAGAGCAUACGCCUUGUCUUACUACUGCUCAUCCAAAUGACGCCGCUGAGAGCUUCCUACACCAGGGUUACACCUACCGUCAGCCGUCCGACAUUGUUACCUCAUCAGAACCGGAUUACUGCUCCACGGCCGGUGGAUCUUCAGCACUCGCGAGUAUAACCACAACUAAUCCAUCACCCCUGAACGCUCUUCCUGGUCCCAAUGGGCCACUCCAUCAACGAAGAGGAUCUCUCCAACUGUGGCAAUUUCUUGUUGCCCUUCUCGAUGAACCUGCUUCUAGUGCCGGAUGUAUUGCAUGGACUGGCAGAGGAAUGGAAUUCAAAUUGGUAGAACCGGAAGAAGUUGCCCGGCGAUGGGGUAUUCAGAAGAAUCGACCCGCCAUGAAUUACGACAAGCUGUCCCGAAGUCUACGUUACUACUACGAAAAGGGAAUCAUGCAAAAGGUUGCCGGAGAGCGGUACGUGUACAAAUUUGUGUGUGAUCCUGAAGCGUUGUUCAAUAUGGCGUACGGGACCACUAGCAGUGCUAGUGGAGCAGGCUGUGGAUCAACUCUGGAAGCUGGUCUUCAUUCUCAGCACCAUCACCACCAUCAGCAACAGCACCAACAGGGUGGUUCCUCCUCGCCACGAUGCCAAGCUGGACAGUCUGCGCUUGGUGAUGGAGGGGAUGACACGGAUCGAAGCUCAUACUUUACAACAGGCUCAUCUGCAUAUAACCACGGAAAUUGAAAAGUGAUGCAGGGAAUAGUUA
Molecule: messenger RNA, 2000 nt
Organism: Armigeres subalbatus
Lineage: Eukaryota; Metazoa; Arthropoda; Insecta; Diptera; Culicidae
Product: ETV5-related protein Ets96B-like
Exons: 5
Coding region: 194-1978 (594 amino acids)
Biological process (GO): regulation of transcription by RNA polymerase II; cell differentiation
Cellular component (GO): nucleus
Molecular function (GO): sequence-specific DNA binding; DNA-binding transcription factor activity, RNA polymerase II-specific
Source: RefSeq, a predicted model, not a curated record